GCGGAGUCAGAUCCAUUGUGAUACCAGGAUACGUCAGCUAGGGCUGUCGAUAUACAAGGGAAGCGGCCAUGAUGGCGUUCUUGAUCAUGGCUUCUUUACACAACACAGGCGGUAUAAGCCAAACACAGAUCUCAACAUUCAUCUUUGCAGUAUGUUCAUGUAUGCAGUUGAGAAAAGAAAAUCUUCAGAAGAACAUCGGGCCAGCUAUUUGGAACGACGCGUGGGCAGAUUGUCUCGCAGUGGGUCUGGUAUGCAAAUCAGAGCUUCAUUCUCUGGCAAUUCAGGGGCUGUGAAGAAUUGGUCUCCACUCAGCCUUGAAACGAUAUAACUUAAUCAUAACUAAAUCCGACUUGGAUAAUUCCGAUCUCUC
Messenger RNA from Aspergillus versicolor CBS 583.65, 370 nucleotides. RefSeq lists its product as uncharacterized. The record is from RefSeq and is a predicted model, not a curated record. The transcript has a single exon. The coding region runs from base 69 to 293 and encodes 74 amino acids. NCBI's taxonomy places the organism in Eukaryota, Fungi, Ascomycota, Eurotiomycetes, Eurotiales, Aspergillaceae.